This is a messenger RNA of Aspergillus melleus, 1098 nucleotides long. RefSeq names its product 3-methyl-2-oxobutanoate hydroxymethyltransferase ECM31 (gene ECM31). Bases 1 to 1098 code for a protein of 365 amino acids. NCBI's taxonomy places the organism in Eukaryota, Fungi, Ascomycota, Eurotiomycetes, Eurotiales, Aspergillaceae. Gene Ontology annotation, biological process: pantothenate biosynthetic process. Gene Ontology annotation, molecular function: 3-methyl-2-oxobutanoate hydroxymethyltransferase activity; magnesium ion binding. Gene Ontology annotation, cellular component: mitochondrion. The transcript has 2 exons. The record is from RefSeq and is a predicted model, not a curated record.
AUGGCCUCAUCCAGAACCGCAGCCCAAAUGAUGCCGCCAUUGAGACAAUGUCUUUCGAGGACUCGCAUCUCCUCAUCGUCGAUAACUCCGCUGCUUCUGGCGGGGGGUCGUCAACCAUCCUCCCGCCUCGCUACUAGAUGUCUCCUCCCCACAUGCAUGUCAGGCACUGGCACCGCCCCGACAUCAUUCGUCCGCCAUAGCUCGCAUUCUCCGCUGAGCGCAACGCCCACGACGCCCCGGAAAAAGGCCACCGUGCAGACGCUGCGCAGUCUCUAUCGAAAGGGCGAGCCGAUCACCAUGCUCACGGCGCAUGACUUCCCCAGUGCUCAUGUCGCGGAGGUGGCGGGCAUGGAGAUGAUUCUGGUCGGUGAUAGCUUGGCCAUGGUGGCGCUGGGGAUGGAGGAUACGAGUGAGUUGGAGAUGGAUGAGAUGUUGUUGCAUUGUCGGAGUGUGGCGAGGGCCGCGAAGAGUGCUUUUACGGUUGCUGAUCUCCCCAUGGGCUCCUAUGAGGUCUCGCCGGAACAGGCCCUUCAAUCGGCCAUCCGUAUCGUCAAGGAAGGUCGCGUGCAGGGCGUGAAGCUGGAAGGAGGCGCCGAAAUGGCCCCGACUAUCAAGCGGAUCACGCAGGCGGGGAUCCCCGUCGUCGGACACAUUGGGUUGACGCCGCAGCGCCAGAACGCGCUGGGAGGGUUCCGUGUCCAGGGCAAGUCGACCGCCGGGGCCUUGAGUCUGCUGAAAGACGCCCAGGCGGUGCAAGAGGCCGGCGCGUUCAUGAUGGUUCUUGAAGCCGUCCCCGCGGAGAUCGCCGCCAUCGUGACGAAGAAACUGACCGUGCCGACCAUCGGCAUUGGUGCUGGUAAUGGCUGUUCCGGGCAGGUUCUGGUGCAGAUUGACAUGACCGGCAACUUCCCGCCGGGUCGGUUCCUCCCGCGCUUCGUGAAGAAGUAUGCCGAUGUCUGGGGCGAGGCCAUCAAGGGGAUUCAGCAGUAUCGGGAAGAGGUGAAGAGUCGCGCGUAUCCGUCGGAAGAGUACACUUAUCCUAUUCCCAAGGAGGAGUUGGCGGAGUUCGAAAGGAUUGUCAACAAGUCGGAUGAAUAA